Molecule: messenger RNA, 798 nt
Organism: Spodoptera littoralis (African cotton leafworm)
Lineage: Eukaryota; Metazoa; Arthropoda; Insecta; Lepidoptera; Noctuidae
Source: the annotation of a GenBank genome assembly
AUGGAUAAAGUAAAGCUGUUCUGGUCUAAAACUAACCGGUGGCAUAGAGGUCUAUUCAUCCUUCUGCUGGUGGAAUUAAGAGUGUUUCCAGGCGGUCAGUUGGGGUUCCAAUGCAAUGACCCCGCGCUCUCACAUCCUUUCAAUGGAGACACCAUCAGCUGGAAGUGGUUGCUAGCUACGUCGAUAUUCGUACCUUUAAUUGUUAUGUUAAUAGUAGAAAGAAAGUACCACAAUGAGAAGUCGUCAAAAUCCAAGCUGGCUGUGGAGUGGUUCAAGGAGUAUCUCUAUGGGUUGCUGGUCAACCUCCUUAUAGUGCAGACCCUCAAGCUUAUCGUUGGCUCACCACGGCCACAUUUCUUUGACACUUGCAGUCCGAACGAGGCACAGACUUGUCAAGAGUCUGAAUACGUGGCGAGCUACACAUGUACAAAAGCGCACUGGGUCAGUCAGUCGGACAAGAGCUUUCCUUCAGGACACACGUCUCUUGCAGUACAUGCUGGCGUUUUUCUAGCUUACUACCUCCACCGUCGUACGAGUAUGACGUACAAAGUGCUGGUCUUCCAAGUCAUCUUCGUGAGCACUGCUGUAGUAUGCAGUGUGUCGAGAAUGACGGAUCAUAGACACCACUGGUGGGAUGUACUGGCGGGGGCAUUAAUAGCUGUGCCUGUACUGUUUUAUACCAUUCGUUCCCUGUGCAACAACUUCGAGUGUUCAAGCAAUAGUUCGACCCCGGAUGCUCCGAUAAGUGUUGAAACUAAAAUAGUUAAUAUACCUUUAAUAAACGCGAAGGAAACAUAA